This is a messenger RNA of Saccostrea cuccullata (small rock oyster), 773 nucleotides long. RefSeq names its product death-associated protein 1-like. Gene Ontology annotation, molecular function: death domain binding. Bases 73 to 399 code for a protein of 108 amino acids. The record is from RefSeq and is a predicted model, not a curated record. The transcript has 4 exons. Gene Ontology annotation, biological process: cellular response to amino acid starvation; apoptotic signaling pathway; negative regulation of autophagy. Lineage: Eukaryota; Metazoa; Mollusca; Bivalvia; Ostreida; Ostreidae.
ACACGUAAACAAGUGUCACAGUGUGAUAGAGAUUUCGAGAAGAAAGCAGGUUUGAAUUGACACAUAACAGAAAUGUCAGACGCACAAGAAGAAAGUGAUUUAUUAGCAGGACACCCCCCUGCAGUUAAGGCUGGGGGAAUGCGAAUUGUACAGCACAAGCAGCCAGAUAAAAGCGAUUCUCAUCAAUCAAGGGAGGAAAAACAGGAGCAGGCUGAGGAGUUUGGGACUGUUGAUGUAAGUGCUGAUAAACACCACCAAUCUAUUCUUCUAUCUGGAGCAGUAACCAAGGGAGACAAGGACUUCCCUCCUGAGGCUGUGAAGAGUUAUCAUCAGAAACCGUUACCAACUCAUGAGAAUCGACCAGUACAGAAGCCCAAUAUAAUCCAACAGCCCCGCUGAAGUUAGCGUGUCUAAUGACCUCAUUACCAGCGGGCUGGCAGAUAGGACAGGACCUCAAAAAAAAAUGUUAGAAAAGGAAUAGCAUUGUAUUUUUCUUUUUUUGACAAAAUUUAAAAAGUUUUUUUUUUUGGUAAAUUAAUUAUUACAAGUUAAAAAAAAUUCUACGCAUUAUUAAUGCUUUUUGUAAAUGCAUUUAGUAUAAACGUUUGUGACUUUUUUAAAAUGCCACAGAAGAUAUCUGUGUUUUGAAAUAAUUUUGUGACUGAUACUGGUAGACAAUUCAGUUUAGGAUGGUGAAGGGUUUCAUGUCUGUUCAUUUGUACGUCUCUGGUUUUGGCUUCGAUUCUUGAUUAAAAAUGUGGUCCUGCCUUAAU